Aspergillus bombycis is the source of this 780-nucleotide messenger RNA. Its product is annotated as cutinase family protein. Gene Ontology annotation, biological process: carbohydrate catabolic process. Gene Ontology annotation, cellular component: extracellular region. The transcript is spliced from 4 exons. NCBI's taxonomy places the organism in Eukaryota, Fungi, Ascomycota, Eurotiomycetes, Eurotiales, Aspergillaceae. The coding region runs from base 1 to 780 and encodes 259 amino acids. The record is from RefSeq and is a predicted model, not a curated record. Gene Ontology annotation, molecular function: cutinase activity.
AUGAAUCUCCGCCUGUUGACUCUUGCUCUUGCUGCUGUGGCGGCUGCAACCCCAGUAGACAUCCAGGAACGCCAGCUCAUUGGCGGCGGCGGAAACGAGCUGCGCGAUGGCUCUUGCAAGCCCAUUACCUUCAUCUUCGCCCGUGCUUCCACGGAGCCCGGACUUCUGGGCAUAUCAACCGGCCCCGCAGUCUGCAACGGCCUAAAGAAAGCCAAACCAGGCCAAGUAGCGUGUCAGGGCGUCGGCCCCAAGUACACAGCCGAUCUGCCCUCCAACGCACUGCCCGAGAACACAUCUCCAGCGGCCAUCCAAGAAGCCCAAGACCUGUUCCAGCAGGCCGUCACCAAAUGCCCGGACACGCAAAUCGUUGCCGGUGGAUAUAGCCAAGGCACAGCCGUCAUGGACGACUCCAUCAAGCGUCUCCCAGACAACGUCAAGGAGAAGAUCAAGGGUGUCGUGCUCUUCGGCUACACGCGCAACGCCCAGGAACACGGCCAGAUCGCGAACUUCCCCAAGGAUAAGGUCAAGGUCUACUGUGCUAUGGGCGAUAUGGUCUGCGAUGGCACUUUGAUCGUCGGCCCGGCCCAUUUCACUUAUUUUGCCAAUACAGAUGAAGCCACGCAGUUCUUGUUGGGGAAGUUGAGUGCUGCUUCUUCUUCUUCUUCUUCUUCUUCGGAUACGUCGGCUGCGUCGACUUCGCCGGCUGCGGGCUCUUCUUCUGAGUCUGGGUCUGGGUCGUCGCCUUUGGGGAGCUUUGGGAACUUCUUUGGGGGACUGUAG